AUGAACAACCCAAGGAGGCAGACGUUCACGAUCGAGCUCCAGCCGCGACUCGUUCGGGGCCUCAAGGACGAGGUCACUGCCGCCUCUUGGGCCCCAUACCUGCUUUCUGAGUAUGUGGCCACGGACCUCAGGAAGCAUCUGGACGGUCUCGUGGCCGACGCUGAACGCCAGGGCAGAGCCACUCAGACGAAGCAGGUUCACAGCUCGUAUGCAAUACCGCAACGAUGGUCGCUCCUGCCACUCUUGGUCCGCAAGAGGAGAGGGCACUGGGACGUACGUUGCCAGCAACAGGCCGCCUCACUUCUACACAAAUCAAUGGUCGUUGCGAAGUGUUCCGUCCGAGUGUGCAGCGCCAGGACAACGUUCUCUCUGGCGGCUCUUCUCUGGCGAGCCAUGAGGACGAGGGUAUUUGGUGACUUCCUGGUAUCGAGCGCCUCAUCUCAGCUGAGAGGAACGCUUCCCUAGUAUAGGGUGUCCCGUCAUUGAGCAUUGUCCUGAAGAUGACCUCGGGAUACG
Messenger RNA from Dermacentor silvarum, 516 nucleotides. RefSeq lists its product as uncharacterized. The transcript has 4 exons. NCBI's taxonomy places the organism in Eukaryota, Metazoa, Arthropoda, Arachnida, Ixodida, Ixodidae. Bases 1 to 465 code for a protein of 154 amino acids. The record is from RefSeq and is a predicted model, not a curated record.